Emys orbicularis (European pond turtle) is the source of this 2819-nucleotide messenger RNA. RefSeq names its product PDZ and LIM domain 5 (gene PDLIM5). Gene Ontology annotation, cellular component: filamentous actin; Z disc; adherens junction. The record is from RefSeq and is a predicted model, not a curated record. The transcript is spliced from 20 exons. Gene Ontology annotation, molecular function: actin binding; muscle alpha-actinin binding. Bases 120 to 2819 code for a protein of 899 amino acids. Lineage: Eukaryota; Metazoa; Chordata; Testudines; Emydidae. Gene Ontology annotation, biological process: actin cytoskeleton organization; muscle structure development; heart development.
GCGGGACGCAGCCCUAGCCUCUCACAGGCGCUGCGAGCUCCGUGCUUCUCGGCUCCGCGCGGCGGCUGCAGCCUCCCAGACGUUUAUUAUCUGGAAUUAGACCUUCAGCAUCCAACACCAUGAGCAACUACAGUGUGUCUUUGGUCGGCCCUGCUCCUUGGGGUUUUAGGCUUCAAGGUGGAAAAGACUUCAACAUGCCUUUGACCAUCUCUAGGUUAAACGAUGGUGGCAAGGCAGCUAGAGCCCAGGUGGGGAUAGGUGAUGUGGUUCUCACCAUUGAUGGGACAAGUACAGAUGGGAUGACUCAUCUGGAAGCACAAAACAAGAUCAAGGCCUGUACAGGCAACUUGAACAUGAAUCUGCAAAGAGCGCACUCUGCACCAAAACCUGAUCCUGUUCCUGUACAAAAGGGAGAACCUAAAGAAGUAGUUAAGCCUGUGCCUAUUGCAUCUGCUGUUGCACCCAAAGUCACUUCCACAGUGAACAUGGCCUACAAUAAGACACCAAGGCCAUUUGGAGCUGUACCUUCCUCAAAAGUCACUUCCAUUCCAUCACCGUCAUCUGCCUUCACCCCAGCCCAUGCGACUGCUCCAUCAUGUGCUUCCCCUCCACCAUUGGCCACUGUCACGCCUCCCCCAUUCACUGCAUCUGGACUGCAUGUUAAUGCCAAAUCCAGUACUGACCAGCGUUCACCUGCACUGAAUGCUGCUAAAACUGCAGUUAAUAUCCCAUGGCAGCCCAACACAUACAAUACAACCCUGAACACGUAUUCCAACGACAAUGCCCAGGAUGUGGCAGAGGGACAAAGAAGAGGAUUCAAAGAGAGCCAGGUUGACAAUAAACAGCAAAAUGGUCCACCAAGGAAGCACAUUGUGGAUACCUAUACAGAGUUUUACCACACACCCACUCAUAGAGAUGCCAGCAAAAAACGAUUGAUUGAAGAUACUGAAGACUGGCACCCAAGGACAGGAACUACCCAAUCGCGUUCUUUUCGGAUCCUUGCCCAAAUCACCGGCACUGAACACAUGAAAGAACCAGAAACUGAGACUACAAAGAAAACAAAGGAGUGUCAAACAGAAAAUGGAGACCCCAGCAUGUCUGCAGAUAUACCUAAUGGAAUAGAAGCCCAGAAUUCCUCUUUAGAUCUAAAUAAACAUUCAGUAGCUACUCAGACCAUCGAGAUGACACCUGCAUCAGAACCUCCAUCAACACCGUUGCCAGCUAUGAGACCAGAAUCUACUUCAGACAGUUCACCGUUAGCCAAGUCUUCACCUGUCAGUGUUCCCUCUCCCAGACUUCCUGGACAUGUCUCAAGUUCACCCCAUGGGAGAAAACUCUUGUUUGACAAUCCUUUGGAAGCCUUACCUAAGUGUGCACCUCAUCCACCUGCUGUUGUUCAGGUUUUAAGUGUCAGUAGUCAAGUAGCCACAGUGUCUAAAGUGGCGUCUACUUACACUAGGAAAAUAACUCAAUCUGCAGAGUUGAGGCCUCCAGGUCCAGCAAGCUUAAUAACAAAUGAAGCCGGUAAAGAAAGUUCUCUAUCUGAUAAGCACACAGUAGCUACACAGACCUCUGAGCCACCCUUGCUCACAGUUGCACCAGCGGAGCCACCUUGUGCAGUCCAACGCGUGGAAUCCAUACCUUCGGUGCCUCCUAUUCCUGACAGCUUCUACACUAGAAAAGCGCUGCCUGAAAAUCUAUUGGAAGAUCUGCCAAAGUUUUCUCCCAUCCCUGUUCCUUCUCCUUCCAGGCAGAGCUUAAAAGUUAUAAGCAGUGCCGCCGCUGCCGUGUCUGCUGCUGUUGCUGUACGGGCCAGACUCUCCGAUCCUAACGUCUACCGUUCGCUCUUGGAUGCCCUUCUCAUCACCCCUAUCACUAAACCUCCUCCUCUACCAAGUGUCAGGCCCUCAAGGAAAUCAACAAGUGCUUUGGAGUUGCAAAAGAAAGAGAGUGAUUCCCUGGAGGCUUCACAGCCUGUUGCUUAUGCCGCUGCCUCCGUGAGGAGCAUGCCUGUAAGUCCAGACAAAACUGACACCAGACCAGCUGCAGCCAAGAUCACAUCUGCUACAGACUUUAAACCAACCGGACCUCAGAGUGCUGUCAAAUACUCAGGUUGGCAACCUUCAAACCAACCAGCUCCUGCAAGUGGAUGGACAUCAAACAAUAUGACACCGUCUGGUGCAACUGCACCAAGCGAUAAGUCUGUGACACAGCCUCAACUAACAGAGCAAGACACUUUGGUGCAGAGAGCAGAGCAUAUUCCAGCAGGAAAGCGUACUCCUAUGUGUGCUCAGUGUAACCAGGUCAUUAGGGGACCUUUCCUGGUGGCUUUGGGGAAAUCCUGGCAUCCAGAGGAGUUUAACUGUGCUCACUGCAGAACCUCUAUGGCUUACAUUGGGUUUGUGGAAGAGAAGGGGGCUUUCUAUUGCGAGAUCUGCUAUGAGAAGUUCUUUGCCCCUGAAUGUUCUCGAUGCCAGAGGAAGAUACUUGGAGAAGUAAUCAAUGCUUUGAAACAAACUUGGCAUGUUUCCUGUUUCGUAUGUGUGGCCUGCCAUAAUCCCAUUCGCAAUAAUGUCUUCCAUUUGGAAGAUGGGGAUCCCUAUUGUGAGACAGAUUACUAUGCCCUCUUCGGUACCAUGUGCUAUGGCUGUGAAUUCCCCAUUGAAGCUGGAGACCGGUUUCUUGAAGCCCUGGGCCACACCUGGCAUGACACCUGCUUUGUGUGCUCGGUAUGUUGUGACAGUUUGGAGGGUCAGACGUUCUUCUCCAAAAAGGAUAAGCCACUGUGCAAGAAGCAUGCUCACUCAGUGAACUUCUGA